GAUGGUUGGGCAGCUGCAUCCUGGUACAUUACUUCCCGCCGCCGUGUGGUUACUGAGAAAGCAUCUACGUUUGUCCAUCAUGCCUAAAUCUAAAGAGGUUUUGUCGUCCACAUCUGGCAGUGACUCGGACAGCGAAGUCGAUAAAAAGGCAAAGAGAAAGAAGCCCAGUGCUCCAGAGAAACCAGCAAAGAAAGCUAAGAGUGGGGAGAGUUCGAGGCCUAGUGCAGGAGGAGCAGACAGCAGUAAAGGAGACAACAUGUUCCAGAUCGGAAAGAUGAGAUAUGUGAGCGUCAGAGAUUUCAAAGGCAAAGUUCUGAUCGAUAUUCGGGAAUACUGGAUGGACCAAGCCGGGGACAUGAAGCCUGGGAAAAAAGGUAUCUCACUGAACCCAGAACAGUGGAACCAGCUGAAAGAGCAGAUCCCAGACAUUGAUGAGGCUGUGAGCAGGUUAUAAGUGAUCUGACAGCUGUGUGUGUGAUAGUGGAGCUGACAAAGUGUUUUUAGAGUUUAAUACUUAGGUACAUUGGCACUUUGUUAAAGAGUUGUUUGAUUUUUUUUCCCUCCAACUUGUGUAUAUUUGCAUUUUUUCCUCUUCUUUUUUUUUUUAAACCUUUGUUGUGUUGAAGUCUAAUCUGGUGAGGUUAUAAAGCGCGCGCGUGUGUGGACGUGAAUGAAACGAUGGCUUUAUUUAGCGCACUCAACUGCUGAAACUCUUCCUUAUAUUGGAAAAAAAAAUAAUAAAGG
Messenger RNA from Chanos chanos (milkfish), 744 nucleotides. RefSeq names its product SUB1 regulator of transcription b (gene sub1b). The record is from RefSeq and is a predicted model, not a curated record. Gene Ontology annotation, biological process: positive regulation of transcription initiation by RNA polymerase II. Gene Ontology annotation, molecular function: transcription coactivator activity; DNA binding. The coding region runs from base 2 to 454 and encodes 150 amino acids. The transcript has 5 exons. NCBI's taxonomy places the organism in Eukaryota, Metazoa, Chordata, Actinopteri, Gonorynchiformes, Chanidae.